AUGGCGGAACGAAGCGGGAAUAAGGUGCAAGGCUCUGCUCCUACCAAGUAUAGCAGCGGAGGAGCUGCACCACCAUCAAAAACUGCAAACAAUGGACAGUCAGACACUUUGAUGUACCCCGCAUUGCACUUGUACCCAUUAAAUGAUACAUUCGUUCCUAAGCAAAUCAACCUCGCUCCCGCUGGGCCUAAAAAUCGCAUUAAAAUUGGUCGGUACUCAAACAACAAGACUGUGCCGAGUCCAUUGAAUGGCUAUUUUGAUAGCAAGGUCCUUUCCCGUGCGCAUGCCGAGGUUUGGUGUGAAAAUGACAAGGUCUUUAUCAAAGAUAUCAAGUCCUCGAAUGGUACCUUUAUCAAUGGUACUCGCCUUUCACCUGAAUCUCAAGAGUCUGAACCUUUUGAAUUGCACAGCGAAGACGUUGUCGAUUUCGGUAUUGAUAUAUUGACAGAUGAUAAUAAGGAUGUGUUGCACCGCAGGGUGGCUUGCCGCAUCUACCUUGUUAUAACCCCUGAAGAUGCCUUGAAGCUCCGGAGUGAUUUCUCAAGUUUGUAUCGAGGUGGUAUUCAUGGUGGCUCUUUUGGUAGCAAUGGCUUGUGUCCUGGUGCCGAAGGUGGCUUUCGUCUUGGAAAACCAAAUGUCAACCUCGACCAUAUUGUUAUUCGGCUCCAGGGUGAACUGCAGAAAGGUAAAAUGAUCGGAACUGAGCUUCAAGCCCUGAGUUCGACAGUUCAGAACAUUCAUGAAACCUUAGGCGGUGGGGUAGCACCGGCACAAGAUGCGCCAUUCCCGGAACUCGUUCCUAAACCAAUGUCUUCUAAAGCCAUUGUUAGUGCUUCUGAACAACCUGCUCUUUUUGAUGCGCCAUCAUUGGCCGGAUUUGAGUCUCAGCUGGAGAGAACACAUGCGGAGCUGGCUAGCCACAUGGACAAGAUUAAAAGUCUAGAGUCUACGUUGGCUGCGUACAAUAAUAUCAAAGGCGAGGUGGCUGCACUCAAAGAGGAGCUUAAUCAGACUAAGCAAGGCCUUUCAACAUCCCAAAACUCUAUAUCAAUGGUUAAGCCUCACGACACAGAAUCACAAUUGCCUGAACAUGUCAGGGAGGCGACAUCGGGCUUUGAUUAUGCUAUAAGUGAUAUGACUACGGAUACCCUUAAAGCGCGUGAUACCGACUUUUCGGAGACCGAUGCGGACACAACAGAGUCUAUGCCUUUGUUUCAGCCUGGCAUGGACUCAGCUAACAUCACGAUCACAAAAUCUGAAUUAGCAUCAUUGCUUGCACGGAUUGAAACCCUAGAGCAAGACAAUCGUACUAUGAAGUCUGACAUGGCCGUUGCAUCGAACAGGUCAGAUAUGUCUAAUUUUGAUAUGACUGCGUUGCUUGGUCGAAUUGAACGUCUAGAGAGUGCCACACAACUGCAGCAACAACUGGAGCCUCCUACCUCGCCUGAUAUCAAUGACCCCUCUUUGGCCGAAUGGCGUGCGACGUUUGAGCAACGUUGGAAAGAACAAUCUUUGGACUGGGAAGCCGCCCAGCAGAAAAUUAACGAUGUGAUUGGAUCGUGGGGUGAUCCCACCACGCCUCGUGUGCUUACAUUCGGUGGACCAUUGGAUGAGAAUGAGAAUGAAGACGAUAACAAGGUAAGCCACUGGUCCGACCGGUUUGUUGACCCUACCUAUCAAGCCUUAGGCAUUAUGGUGAUUAUGCUGGGUUUGGCUUUACCAACAGUGCUUAUUUUCACGGCGCUAAAGUAUUUACUAUUCUAUUAA
Messenger RNA from Malassezia pachydermatis, 1767 nucleotides. RefSeq names its product cell cycle arrest in response to pheromone-related protein. The transcript has a single exon. Gene Ontology annotation, cellular component: cytoplasm. The record is from RefSeq and is a predicted model, not a curated record. Lineage: Eukaryota; Fungi; Basidiomycota; Malasseziomycetes; Malasseziales; Malasseziaceae. The coding region runs from base 1 to 1767 and encodes 588 amino acids. Gene Ontology annotation, molecular function: protein binding.